Vitis vinifera (wine grape) is the source of this 923-nucleotide messenger RNA. Its product is annotated as large ribosomal subunit protein bL19c. The record is from RefSeq and is a predicted model, not a curated record. Bases 112 to 807 code for a protein of 231 amino acids. Gene Ontology annotation, molecular function: structural constituent of ribosome. Gene Ontology annotation, cellular component: ribosome. Gene Ontology annotation, biological process: translation. The transcript is spliced from 5 exons. NCBI's taxonomy places the organism in Eukaryota, Viridiplantae, Streptophyta, Magnoliopsida, Vitales, Vitaceae.
ACUUUCGACGGAUAAGGCUGUAAGGCUGUAGUGCUCUCUCUCACUCAUUUCCACUCCACUCUCAUGAAUUCAAUCUCUCUACCCUGGCACUGACUCCUCCCUUCUCAAAUCAUGGCCUCCAAGGUUCUUCCUCAGGCAUUGUUCAUCACCCCAAGAAGCUCUAAUCAAUGCCCCCCAAAGAAGCUAGGGCUUUCCACUUUCCCCUCGCCUCGUAGCACUUCAUUGAACCUUAAUCGAUUAUCGACUUCUAGAUUUUCGUCGAACUCGUUUGGGUUCCAUUUCCGUCCCAUUGUUGUGUCUCCGAAGCGGUUCUUUAUUGUGAGUGCAGAAGCGGACAAUGAGGGUGAAUUGGGACCAGAUGAGAACACUGAGGAGGAGGAAACUGUUUCUGAGACUGAGUCCGAAGUGAAAUUGGAUGCUGAAGAUGAAGCGAAGCCGCCGAGAAAACCUCGGGUCAAGCUUGGAGAUAUAAUGGGGAUUUUGAAUAAAAGGGCAAUUGAGGCCUCGGAGAAGGAAAGACCAGUUCCGGACCUUAGAACUGGAGACAUUGUGGAAAUUAAACUGGAAGUCCCAGAAAAUAGGCGCAGGUUGUCUAUCUAUAAAGGUAUUGUUAUUUCUAAACAAAAUGCUGGCAUCCACACAACAAUCCGAGUUCGGAGGAUUAUUGCGGGUGUAGGGGUUGAGAUCGUAUUCCCUGUGUAUUCACCAAACAUCAAAGAGAUAAAGGUAGUUAACCACAGGAAGGUCAGAAGGGCAAGGUUGUACUAUCUGAGAGACAAGCUUCCCAGGCUCUCAACUUUCAAAUGAAAACCCUCAACACCUGUCUUUUGAUUUUCUUGAAUCCGGAUGUUGUGUUGUACUUCUCCGUGAAUUUUUUUUUUUUCCUUUGAGAUGGAUAUAUCUUUAACCUCUUCUUUCCUUCA